UUUUGCUGGUUGUGUGUUUUUGUGGAGGGAGGUCCUGUAGAUACACUGAAGGUCUCUGAUAUACAGUAUGAUGAAGGACAUAUUAACUCGUUGAAGAGUGGACAGCCUCAUCUGAGAAGACCAAGUGAAACAGUGCUGGAUUUUGAGGGAGAUGACGCUGUACAGGAGGGGGAUCUCUUACUACCUAGUGACAGGAACGCAGUGAAGCAACUGUGGGCCGGGGUGGAUGGACAUUUAUCAGUCCCUUAUGAAAUUGAUUUUGUUCUUGAGGACAGGACUGAAGACAUUCUUAAAGCCUUAAAUAUGAUCUCUGAGAAGACCUGCAUCCAGUUCCUUCCACAUACUAAUGAAACUGACUACUUGCACUUUGAGUACAGCAAUGGGUGUGCGUCUUACGUCGGCUGUAUGGGGGGUGAGCAGCCAGUUCUGAUUGGGCCACUCUGUAAGGUUGGGAACAUCUGCCACGAGAUCCUUCAUGCCCUCGGCUUACACCAUGAGCAUUCCCGCUUUGACCGUGGUGAUCAUAUCACUAUAGUUUAUGAGAACAUUGUGCCUGGGAAAGAGGACAAUUUUAUGAAGAAAGAAGGGAACACUCUCGGUCUGAAGUAUGAUCUGGGAUCAAUUUUGCAUUAUGGAGACAAUUAUUUCUCUAGCAAUGGAAAACCUACAAUUCUGCCCAAAGAGAGCGCGGUAAAGAUCGGCCAGAGGGCUUACUUGAGUGAUCUGGAUGUGCAAAAGCUCCGGAAGCUGUACCACUGUGAUAAGACAGAAGAGGACCGAGCAGCAUCAUGAUUCAUCCAACUGCUCUGUUUGACUGUCUCGAAUGGUUUCUUUAUCACAGAGGAGUUCUGAAUCUAAGAGGAUAAAUAAAGAUUUGCCAAAGGAAGUACCUGGAGGAUGUCAUUCUUUGCUAUAAAGACACCUUUCACUUUCAGCAAUUUUCUAAAGCAAAGAAAGUCUUUGGAAGGAUUACGCUAGGAUACAAGUCUACAUCAAAGACUGCUUUGCACUUC
Messenger RNA from Ctenopharyngodon idella (grass carp), 1013 nucleotides. RefSeq names its product low choriolytic enzyme. The annotation marks the transcript as partial. Gene Ontology annotation, molecular function: zinc ion binding; metalloendopeptidase activity. The record is from RefSeq and is a predicted model, not a curated record. Gene Ontology annotation, biological process: proteolysis. The transcript has 11 exons. NCBI's taxonomy places the organism in Eukaryota, Metazoa, Chordata, Actinopteri, Cypriniformes, Xenocyprididae.